AAGCCAUUUUUAAGCCAGAAACUCAUUUGCCACAGCACAAACCCAUUGCCAGCUGCCAAGCCAUAGGAAUAAGAUUAUUAAUUUGGAGAAGAACCUUUCCUAUUAUAUUUAGUCAAAAUGAAAUUUUCUUCAUUAUCAAUAGCAAUUUUUGUAGCCCUAUUAUGCUCAGUCAUUCAUUCGCUACCAGUUAAAGAAAAGCAACCAGAAUUAACAGAGGAACAACAAAAAGAAGCCUUAAAAGAUGAACCACCUGUACUUCAAGACUGGGAGCUAAGCUUGGAGUAUGGAAGGUACUUGAAGGAGGUUAUUCAAGCUCUAGAAAGUGAUCCUUCUUUUAGAAAAAAACUGGAGGAUGCUGAAGCUGAUGACAUUAAGUCUGGAAAAAUUGCUCGGGAACUCCAUUUUGUGGACCAUAAUGUGCGCACCAAGUUGGACGAGCUCAAGCGGCGGGAGCUUGAGAGGAUACGACAUCUUGCUGUCCAGGCCAAUGAGCUAAGCAAUGGACUGGACCACAAUGCCCUUAAGGUCCCCGUGCACCUUGACCAUAAGAACCCGACUCGCUUUGAAGUCGAAGACCUGAGAAAGCUCAUCAAGCAGACCUCCGAUGACCUGGAGAAGAUGGAUGCACAGCGGAGGAAGGACUUCUCUCAGUACGAGAUGCAGAAAGAGUUUGAGUACAAGCAGCAGCUGGAGCACAUGACGGCUGAGGAGCGUAAGAAGGCUGAGGAAGAACACGAGAUGCGAAUCAAGAAGCACAAGGACCAUCCAAAACUUCAUCAUCCUGGCAGCAAACAGCAACUUGAACAGGUUUGGGAAGAAGAGGACCACAUGAACAAACAGGAGUUCAACCCUAAGACUUUCUUCCAUCUGCAUGAUCUUGAUGGCAACGGUCACUGGGAUGAGAACGAAGUGCGUGCGCUGUUCCUGAAGGAGCUGGAGAAGGCCUACGAUCCCAACGCCUCCGAGGACGAUCUGCACGAGCGCGACGAAGAAAUGGAGAGAAUGCGCGAGCACAUCUUCGCUGAGGCGGACGCCAAUGACGACGACCUCAUCAGCUACGACGAGUUCCUGGAGCAGACUCGUCGCAACGAGUUCGAGCGUGACGAGGGCUGGCAGACGCUGGACGAGCAGGAGCUUUACUCGCAGUCCCAGUACGAGCAAUACGAGCAGCAGCGACUCAGGGAGCUGCAGGCCGCCGGCGUAUACGUCCCUCCCAAUGCCAUCCCCCUCCCUCACCCCGACCAACAGUACCAAGUGUAUCAAGGCUACCAUCCCAACCAAGUGCCCAUGGCACAUCCUGGUCAAGUCCCCAUGGCACAUCCAGGGCAAGUAAUGGGUCAAGUCCCCAUGGCCCAUCCUGGUCAAGUCCCCAUGGCACAUCCUGGUCAAGUCCCCAUGGCACAUCCUGGUCAAGUGAUGGGCCAAGUCCCCAUGGCACAUCCCAAUCAAAUGGUGGGCCACCAACCAGUUGGUCAAGUACCAAUCCACGCUGGUCAAGUACCCCCCUUACAGCGUGUGGCUCAGGUGCAGCCUGGCUACAAUGCCCAACCGAUAUCUGGGCACGAGGCCAUGCAGCAGCAGCAGCAAGCUUACCAACAACAACAACAACAGCAGGUUUACCAACAACAACUGCAGCAGCAACAAGCC
Hyalella azteca is the source of this 1647-nucleotide messenger RNA. It is a transcript of the gene NUCB1, whose product is annotated as nucleobindin-2. The annotation marks the transcript as partial. Gene Ontology annotation, molecular function: calcium ion binding. The transcript is spliced from 11 exons. Lineage: Eukaryota; Metazoa; Arthropoda; Malacostraca; Amphipoda; Hyalellidae. Gene Ontology annotation, cellular component: endoplasmic reticulum-Golgi intermediate compartment; extracellular exosome. The record is from RefSeq and is a predicted model, not a curated record.